Molecule: messenger RNA, 625 nt
Organism: Trichoplax adhaerens
Lineage: Eukaryota; Metazoa; Placozoa; Uniplacotomia; Trichoplacea; Trichoplacidae
Exons: 1
Biological process (GO): G protein-coupled receptor signaling pathway
Cellular component (GO): membrane
Molecular function (GO): G protein-coupled receptor activity
Source: RefSeq, a predicted model, not a curated record
AUGGAUAAUACAACCAAUGUAACUCAUACCCCGUUAGAAAUUAUUGCUAUCAAAUCUAUUAUUUUUACUAUUGCUGCUAUUGCUGCUGUUAUUGGUAAUACCUUGGUUGUUAUAGUCAUUUUUCAAUAUAAUUCUACUCAAACUGUAACAAACUAUCUAGUAAUGAAUUUAUCUAUUUUCGGCACUAUGAAUGGACUAGUCCGUUUGCCUCUCUAUAUAGUUAAUAUUAUAGCCGAUAGGCAGUAUUAUGAUCAAGUUGGUUGUGCCUUUCAUGCUUAUCUUGGAGGUAUAAUUUUUAUUGGUACUAUUCAUAAUUUAAUGUGGAUAGCUGUAGUACGCUAUCUUGUCGUUGUAAAAUCUAAAAAGUUGAAACCAAGACAUGCAUACUAUUUUAUUGGUAUUAUUUGGGCAACAUGUACUUUGACACCGGCUGUAUCGUUUCUAGGAUGGGGUAAAUUUGUUUAUGUAGAGAUUGAGAAAGGUUGUAUUCCUAGCUGGGAUAAGACUGGCAUAAUUGGAAUAGCUAGAGGCAUCUAUUCUGCUAUUUUCCACUAUGCUACGCCUUUACUUACUAUAAUUUACUGUUAUUCAUUUAUAUUUAUCUUUCUGGAAAAGAAACAACAAC